GGACUCCAAAAUUUAAUACUUUUCUAUACAGAUUUUGUCAAAGAUUGGAAUUUUUUAGAUUCAAGCUAGCUAGUAGCUAGCUAGCUUGCUUAGUUUUUAGCGAACUAUUUUGUUGUUUUGAUUUCAUUUUGAGGACAAUGGACAUGCGCGCACUUUUGUGUAGGUAAAAGAGGACUUGCCACAGGGUAAAGUGGCUACUAAUCAAGGUUAAAGAUUUUUUUGGAAAUGCUUGUGCAUUGUUUUACUUCACUUCUAGCUAGAACAUGUCAGAUAGAUAGCUAACUAGCUAGAUGUGCAUAUUUUGCAUGGCUAGCAGCACAAAUAUCGAGGGAUUACCCUGUCUAUUAUUUUCAGGAGGGGCCAUAUAUUAAAUGAGUAUUUAAUGCUCAUUCUGAGCUACGCAGACCCAAUAGGGUCCGCGCUCUGCCAGCCAACUUGCUGCAACAUCCAACACGUUGACGACAGACCACACAUUGUACAAUCUCCCCAGUUUCCCUCACAUGGCUUUGGUUAACCCAGGGCUAUGGCAACAUUCACUCGCCCAUAUUGAAUCGCCGUCUCUUCUCUCUUUCCUUCAGGGAUCGUACACCUAUAAUUUUGAUGCAAGCUGUUCCCAAUGUCCCAACAACUUUAACAUCAACAACCUGUCCUAUAGAUGGUCAAAACUACAGAUGUUCGUUUUAGACAGGUUUCCUCACAGGGACCACCUGUUUUCAAAACACAGUAUUUUUGGCUCCCUGAAGUGGUCAGGUAGAUAUCAAUUUACUAUGGUCGACGUACCGUAAUGACAGGUUAAGUGGCAGCAGUGUUUUCCAAGCGUUUACAAAUGAUUGGCAAUGCGUAUUUGCAAAUGCAGGAGCUGGGAGCUCUGGUAAAAAAAGUUGCAAUGGAAAGAAACCUUUAUAAUUGUGAGUAAAUAAUUGAUCACUAUGGUAACAACUAUUAGCUACAGGUUUUUUAGUAUCUUUUUAUGCUGCAUGUUUUUGCUUUCAUAAUUGUGUGUAAACAAAUAGUUGAUCUUUAUCACACACAUAAUUUUUUUGUGAUCACCCUAAAAUGAUCUGCCACUAAGAUAGCCUAUAGUUAACUAAACUUUCUUUGAGGAUAUCUGAUAUAGUUUCUCUGAAACGAUAGCUUAGACGUAAACAAAUGUCACAGCAAAUCCCUAAAAUUCAAGUUCCCCUCACAGCAAACCUUGAAUUAAAAUCAACUAAUGAACACAAAGUCAGCGUGGUCACAUGGUACCCUCCUAAAUAAUACAAGAAUUAAUUAUAUUUGUUCAAGUGAGUGAAGCAAUUAUCGCUUAAAACAAAAGGUUUUCUGAUAGUGACCAUGUGAGCAAAGAAUAACGCCUAAAUCGUUUCAGAUGUGUGAUUAAUUGCACGCAUGAAAAAUAAAUAUUGAGUUUUCAAAAUCAACCUUGAAAUAAUUUUGGAGACUUGUCAGACAAAAUGUCUGCCACAUUUUCAGUUUAUUUGGUCAUGUCCGUAGCUCGUUUCAAACUUUUGCUGGACAAAACGUCCGAUAGAUUUUCGUCUUGGUCGGAUACUUUUAAAUCUCAGAAUUAUUGAAUAGUCCUGUUCUUUUCCCUGAGCAAGCCUAUUCAUAGCCAACCUGACCAUCCUAGCUAAUUUACCGACUCCUGACUUAGUUAAAAGAACUGCGUAGACAUAAAUCUCUUUUGCCUGGCCCCUUCGUUGUUGGUAACCCGGUCUUACACAAGAAAUCCAGCCAUGCAAUUCUUAACUAAUGCGGAGGUGAAUGCAGACGAAGCAAGGUUAAAGCAAAUCUGCAAAAAUGCACUUACAGGCAGAACAGACAUUUUAUCAUGGGUUUAAUUGUAGGUAAUUUCUUAAUUUGACAAAACAAUUGGAAACUAUAGCAGAUCCGAAUUUAACUGAGUUUUUUUAUUGUGCUUUAAGUGUUAUUUUUAUUCAAACAAUUUUAAAAACGAAAUCCAAGCAAAGCAUAUUUUUGCCUAUUUGCUUGUGAUGACCCUAAAAAUAAACAAUAAAUAUAUGAAAAUGACAGUAUAGUCAUGCAUACUAUUUCAGAAAUGUAGAAAAGGAAGUCAAGAUGAUCAUCCUGUUUGGGUUUCACGAUUCAAAAUGUCCCCCACUUUUCUACUGCAAAAUUAAUGCGCAACAAAGAUUAACCUUGGAGCCUAGUAUCGCAUGCGUAACCUUUGCUAUGCGUUUUACAUCGCACGUGUUACUUAUUUACAUGUGCCAAUCAUCGCACAUCAGGCCUAUCAAUAAUUGCUCUUGCUCACACAAAGGCUCACCCAAUUCUGAGAAAUGUGAAACUAGCUGGGCCAUUAAUUGCUCCCCUGAUUCCAAAAAAAGUAUUUCUGGCUGAGCAAUAUCAAUUCAUCUCACAUGGAAAUCAAUGUUCUCUUUCUUAUUAUUUACAGUAAAAAGAACCAAAUUAUAUAUAUUAAUAAAAAAAAUUAAAAAAAAAGACUUGUGAUAAAAUAUGCGUUUAUAAUCUUGUUCUAUUUAUUCAGAUUGCUCACUAAGUUUAAAUUAUAGUAACCUUAGUUAAGUGAUUUAUUGCUCUAGUUUCUUAUUGAUAGGCCUGCACCUACUCAAAUAUUCCUGAAAAAGACUGUUAUAAUUGUCUUCAUUAAUGACUUUCAUAGUGUUUACAAAGAUAAUUUUAGUGUUGAUGUCCUUAUUUCAUCAAAAAAGAUUUAUUUUGAGAUCAGGUUGUAAGAUUAUGAUCUUUACCUGUCACACUGGCUGGGUAUAAUUAACAGAACCGGAAUAAAUUUAUAUUAUAUUUAAUCUCAUUUCCAGGGAUUUUUAUACUUAAAGAUGCCUGGGACGAGCAAACAAGUGUGAUUUUGACAAAAAAAUUAUGUUUAUCAAUAAAUAUCUAUGCAUUGAUAAAGUUUGAAUGUACAUCCCUUAACAGGUCUAAAAUUAUUAAUGACAGAAAAUGUCAAAUUUACUAUUACUUCAAUAUGACAAUAUAAUUUAUGCAGCAUAAUUUAAUCUGAAAUUCUUUAAAUGUGAAUAUCUUGAGAACGAAAAAAGCUUUUUAAAAAAUUUAAAAGGACUUGUUAACCAACAUCAUUUUAUACCUCGGAUUCCCUUUGGAGACAAGGUUAGCAGCAAUAAAAAAUGGUUCAUACAGACCAUUUCUUGAAGAAAUUAUGCCAGAGCUACAAAAACCACCCACUAAAAAAAUUACAAGUGCUGUGGUGUGCGAAAAAUCGCACUUGUAAGCAAAAUUUACAAGUGCAAUGUGAAUAUCUGCAAGUGUGAUUCACACUUAACUAUUUUUUGUUUACCGCAACGUUAUAUGUUAUUUAAGCUGUAUAGAAAUGAAUUUUGUAAAACGUAUUAACCACAAGUGCAAAACACUGUUGAAUGCGAUGAUGUGUUGGCAGAUUCGCUAUAUUUUGGCAUUAAAUAUAUUUCUAGACAUUUUUGAUUUCUCUUUCCUCUGUUGUUAUCCUUACAAAUGAAUAAGUCUUGUAUAUUUGUUUGCUUACUACUUACUCAGUGUAAUGCACCAGCCAAGCAUAAGAGUAUCGGCAUGAAGGAAAGGGGCCGACUUUAAGGUUCUCUAUACUUUUUAAACGAAUCAAUCACAAAGAAAUGAAUGUUAUGUAAUCAGCAUAAUAGCCUUUUUUAUCGCUCUAUAAUAUUUUAGAAAAAGAAAAAUUCUCAAGUGCGAUAAAAAGCACUCGUAAAUCUUUUGUACAAGUGUGCGGGCAAGUGCGCGUGCGAUCACACUCGUCUCAAGGAAUGGCCUGUUUAUAUGAGCAAAGUUUCCACUCUGGCUGGAAAAGGCCUGGCUUUUUAUUCUACAGGAAAAUGCUUGAAAAAGAACAUAUUUACGUUGGUGUGUCUUUCCCAUAUAUUUUAACUAUACAUUGCUAUUCAGAACAAAAUUGAUAAAAAUAAUAGCACAGCGGUUUUAAUUUUUUUUUUUUUUAGGUUUAAAUAUUUGUAACUAUGCAUAGACGCAGUAGCAUUGAUAAAAACACGCAUUUACUUUCUCAUCAUUAUAUUUUGUACAAACGAAGAUGGUUCAUGUUAGCAGUUGUAGUUAUGUUUAAUAUCUCAAAUGCAAUGAUUUGGAUAUCAUUUGCGCCAGUUACAAAUCUCACAGCAUCAUAUUUUCAUAUAUCAGAAACGACUGUAAAUUGGUUUUCGUUAGUGUAUUUUCUUGCAUUUGUUCCAUUUUGUGGUUUGUCUUGGUGGACAAUCGAGACCCUUGGUUUCAGAUUUUCAGUUAUUUUGGGUAGCAUUCUCAACGCUGUUGGAGCCAUUAUUAGAAUAGUUGGUGUCCAAUGCUUUUUAAAUCCAACCACCAAAUUUAUUGUAGUACUGACUGGUCAAGUUUUGUCUGCAUCUACACAACCUUUAGUUUUAUCUAUGCCAACGAAACUAGCAGCUUUAUGGUUUGGAGAUCACGAAAGGACAAUAGCAAAUACCAUUGCAUCAAUGGCCAAUCCACUAGGUGUUUUAUUGGCCAAUGCAGGUUCUGUUGCCUUGGUUACAAAUCCUGAUGAAAUUAAAUUGAUGGUGGUUGUAUUUGCUAUUCCAGCUGUUAUUGGUGCUUUAAUGGCAAUGCUUGGGUUUUGGUCAAGUAAGCCACCUACCCCUCCUUCAUCGUCUGCCAUGGAAGAACCUGUGUCAUUUUUUGUUGGCAUAAGAGCAGUGCUGAAAAAUAAGCAAUUCCUUCUUCUUGCCCUUGCAGCUGGUUGUGGUAUUGGUGCGUUUAGUGCACUCACAACUAUUAUACAACAGCUGAUAUGCAAACAAGGUUACAGUGAUACAAUAGCUGGUGUGUGCGGAGCCAUGGUGAUUGUUGGUGGUUUUAUUGGUGCUGGCUUGUCAGGAGUAUAUAUCGAUAAAACAAGAAAUUAUAUCACAUUGGCAAAACCUAUGGUUUUGUUUUUAACCUUAUCAUCUGCUGCUGUUGUUAUUUUUACAUCAAUCAGAAAUCAACCCGCUCUAGUCAUCAUUUCCUUCACUUUAUUUGGUUUAUUUGGUCUCGGAGUGUUGCCAGUGUUUUUGGAGUUAGGUGUGGAGUGUACCUACCCUGUUGAUGAAGCAACGUCAUCUGGUAUAUCAUGGAUGACUGGACAAGUUGUUGGUGCUGUUAUGAUGAUAGGUGGUUUAGCUGCCGCACCUCAUUUAAGUAAAAGCCAAGUUGAACAUUCCACAUGCGUGUCAGCCAAUACAAGUACGUUGGACCCAAUUGAUUUGACACUACCUACAAUUGUUAUGGUAAUUAUUAGUUCUAUCUCCGCUCUUGCAUUUGUUAUAUUUUUUGAGACUCCUUAUAAAAGAUUAAAUGCAGAGAAAAUCGCCGAACUGGAAGAAAGCACUUCAACUGAUGAAAGACCGAUAAUUGACCGUCAUACAAAUGUGAUAUAAAUUUCUAUAUAUUAUUUUUUUCAUACAUUUGCACAAGUUUAUAUAGUUAAUUUUAGUUAAUGUAUAUAUAUAUUAAAAAUUCAAAUCGACUUCGUUCAGAAAUCUAUAUUGUAAUAAAGAAAUUUAUAAGCAAUCAUUUGUGUUUGUUUUAGUGAUAGAUUUUGAUACACUUAUACCCCAUUCACACCUAACAAAACUGGUUUAAAUUAAACUCGUUUUACUUAAGCUUAAUUUCAUUAAAGCUUCGUUUUUUUACAUAUACCAUUCACACCUAAAAUUUAAAACACAUUUGCCACGAUCAAGAAUAAAAUUAAGUAUGCUCAAUAUAGUGACUUAGACCUCUUUGAAAGGAGUAAAAAAUAUUCUCUGGUCAGAACCAUGAAUAAGUAGGUUAGUUACACCAUAAUAAUAUUUCUUGGAAAUUUAUUUAAAUGACAGUUUAAAAGCAGACCACAACAACAAUCGUCUUUUCGCUUUUACUUCACUGUAACCUAAUAACAAAGUAUUUUCAAAUAUGCAGGCUCAUGUUUAACUUGCGUACUGGAAUCCUUUUUUAAUAUAAAUGUGUAGUUAACUACUACUCCUGAUAUGCAUAACCACUAUGAUAGUUCCACCAGCGUAAAAUACACCAAAAGGUUUUUCUUCUGAACAAAAACUUAAGUCGGAUAUGAGUUCAACUACAUUUAAUUCUUUAUAUUUUGCUUCAUUUAUCUUCUAAUGUUGUGAACAACUUUCUCGUGUUGCACGAAAACGCCAGCGAUCGGCCAUUUUUGUUUAUGUUUAAACAUGGCUUUCCAUAAAACACAAAUAACACAACCUCGACAGGUUGUUUUAUUAAAAUUAGGUUUAUUAAAACUGGCUUCAUUAAAACAGUUUUUACUGUGGUAUGAAUGGGUAUAUAUAAAAUAUAUAAAAUAUGGUUUUAUAAAACCAUAUUAAAACAUGUUUUAACUUUAGGUGUGAAUAGGGUAUUAAUUAUUGUAAUUAUAUUUUUCAUUUUCUGUAUAUUCAGUAAGAAUCUUUUUUGGUAUCUUUCUAUGUUUAAAUAAUAUUUCUUACUGUUUACAUCAUUUCUAGAGUACUAUUUUUAAUUUUUUUUUUCUAUUAAAGCCUUCUAUGAUCAUACCGUAAAAAAUUAUAUAAUACUGUUCAAAAAUGUGUUCUGGAAAAUGUCUUUUUUUUUUAAUUUCUUUUUGCUUGUUAAUAUUGUUUAAUAUAUCUUAUGAUUAAAUGCAAAGAAUAUUUUGUGCUUUUUGUUCAAUGUAUUUUGUAAAUUGUUCAGUUAAAUUGGAUAUAAGCCUUAUAGUGCAUGUUGUGUUCUUCUGAUAA
Hydractinia symbiolongicarpus is the source of this 6725-nucleotide messenger RNA. RefSeq names its product solute carrier family 49 member A3-like. Gene Ontology annotation, biological process: transmembrane transport. NCBI's taxonomy places the organism in Eukaryota, Metazoa, Cnidaria, Hydrozoa, Anthoathecata, Hydractiniidae. The record is from RefSeq and is a predicted model, not a curated record. The coding region runs from base 3966 to 5396 and encodes 476 amino acids. Gene Ontology annotation, cellular component: membrane. The transcript is spliced from 9 exons. Gene Ontology annotation, molecular function: transmembrane transporter activity.